Messenger RNA from Thamnophis sirtalis, 3311 nucleotides. Lineage: Eukaryota; Metazoa; Chordata; Lepidosauria; Squamata; Natricidae. The record is from RefSeq and is a predicted model, not a curated record.
AUGAGGUGUCUGAGGAUAUGUUGGCUUAGAGAGGGCUGUAAAGGACUGCAAAGCGGUAUACAAGUCUUAAGCGCUAUCGCUAUUGACAUAAACUCUCACGUGGGGAAAAAGCUGGGGAAUGUUGUGACCGAUUUGGAAGCUCAGCUCAAUCUUCCUUGGUUUGUUUUCUUUAUAGGGAGUCCCUCCCGGUGGAAUUCCACGAUGUCCCUCUCUGUACGACCCCAGCGGCGCAGCCUGGUGGUCAGGAUCAAUAGGAGCCAGUCGUUUGCAGGGGUCAACUCCACCCAGGACAAAUCUUUCAGGAAUUUCCCUGCGUUCAGUACACCCACAGUCUCUAGGAAGUCUGGCUCCAGGGUCAGUAGGAUGUUUUCAAUGUCUCAUAAAUCCCCUCCACCCAAGGUGCCCCAGCCAGAGAGACUCGAUGAAGUGUACGAAGCAUUGAAGAAAGGCCUAAGUGCUUACCUGGAAGUGCACCAGCAGGAACUGGAGAAGCUGAGCAUCCAGAUCCGUGAAUCCAAGAGGAAUUCUCGCUUGGGCUUCCUCUAUGACCUUGACAAGGUAAGACACGCUGGGAAGGAAGCGGAGAACCCAAGGGACUCUGUUAGGCAGGACAGGAUUGCCCCCUCUUGCAUCUCGUCUGUUUCUGAGCACAAAAUGUUGUCCCACCUGAUCUUGGAUCUGUCUCCCCUCCCUCUGCCUUUGCCAAGUGAUCUUGCUGACGUUGGUUCAGUUAUCGAUGAGCUCUACGAGGCGUAUUGCAUCCAGCGACGGCUCCGGGACGGAGCCCACAACAUGGUCAAGGCCUACACAGCUGGUUCCCCUGGCAGCAAGGAGGCCCGGGAGAGCUUGGCCGAAGCUGGCAAGGGCUACAAGGAGUACACAGAAAACAUGUGUCUGUUGGAGAGUGAAUUGGAGAGCCAGUUGGGAGAGUUCCAUAUCAAGAUGAAAGGUAGGAGGGGACAAACCACAUCUGCCAUUUUUAAAAGCACCUUGUCAGGAAUCAGAAAUGACACAAUGAGCCGAUUAGAGUGGAAUGUCUAUUGCUGCUCGCCUGUAGACAGGAAUCUUGCCCGACUAAAGCACAGAUUGCAUAACGAUAUCUUCAUGAGGUAUGGGCGCCAGAGAUGGAAACUACGGGGUCGCAUUGAAGCCAACAGCAAGCAAGUCUGGGAUAGUGAGGAGAUGAUCUUCUUGCCUCUUAUUACAGAGUUUCUGUCCAUCAAGGUGACGGAACUCAAGAGCUUGGCCAGCCAUGUAGUGGUGGGGAAUGUCUCUUGCGAGACCAAGGAUCUCUUUGCAGCCCUGCCCCAAGUGGUGGCAGUUGACAUCAAUGACCUAGGCACAAUCAAGCUAAGCCUGGAGGUCAAUUGGAAUCCGUUUGAUAAAGAGGACCAGCCGUCUUCUGCCAGUACUGUGAACAAGACAUCGACAGUCAACAAGCGGUUCUCCACAUACAACCAGAGCCCACCUGAUACCCCUUCCAUGAGAGAACAAGCCUUUUAUAACAUGUUGCGGCAGCAAGAGGAACUGGAGAAUGGGGCAGCCUGGUCCAUCUCUUCGGAGUCGUCCGAUGACUCUUCCAGCCCGCAGCUGUCCGGAGGUGCCCGACAUUCAUUGCCCAGGCCUAUUGUGCAACCUGCAGUGCAGGCCACUGCACCUGCCAUUGAAAUCGCUUUCACCCACCCCGAGGACAAGGAGCCGGCAAUCCGAGAGGAGGCCGCCAUGGCCAACGGACACGUGCCCUAUGCCCGGACUCUCAGCCAGAUCAGCGAAGCAAGUGUAGACUCGCCCAUCGCAGAAGAGAGGGAGUGUCCUGUCCCCAAGGAGGCUGGCCCUUGGGGUGCCCCGCCCUUGGAAACGAACUCCACGCCCCCAAGUGUGGGCUCGCCACUGGACGCUCAGAUCUGUGAGGACGAGGAGCAAGAGGAUGAGCCUGAUGGGGCUGCCCCUGUUGGAGAGGAGAGUGAGGACGUGCCUGGUCCAGCCCCAGAGGUUCAACAGCCCAAGUCUUCCUUGGCCCCAUCAGCCUCGGGACAGCUUCAGCCAUCAGGGAUCUCAGAACCUCCAAGGCCCAAACCUGUGGACUCUGGCCUGGAGGAGGCCAUCAACACACUGGCUUCUGCUCUGGAUGACUAUCGGGGCCAGUUCCCUGAGUUGCAAGUUCUGGAGCAGGAACUCAAGCAUCUUGAGGAGAUCCUCUUGUCCCGCAACCAACAGGCCAAGGAGAGCAUUGAACAGCUGGUAUACCUGUGCCAAACUGACAAGGAAGCCGUGCGGGACGCAGCCAAACAGAGCCUCCUUAUGUGUGGGGAUGAUGGCAAGUCAGCUCAUCGGAGGCUAGAAGAAUCCCUGGACAAUUUGCCACGGAUCUUUGCUCCGGGCAGCAUGGCCAGUACUGCAUUCUGAAGGAUGCAACCUCGAUCCACCUGCUGAUCCUUUGUUGGGCACGGACCUUGCAUGCCACAAAAAUUCAGCGGAGCCCUUCAAACGGAAGUCAAAUCGGCCUCUGGCAGAGUGGGCAGCUCCGUCGCUUUGUGGGGAAUGCCCACAGCAGUAUUAGCACCGCUGGCCUGCUGCCUUAUGUGGAGAAAACCUUAGCUCAUUGACUCCAGCACGGAGGAGAUCCCUUCUGCGGUUUUCUUCCGCCUGCAGAAGCCUACUGAAUCUGGAGAAUGGUAUUGAACUGGGCAUUUUAUCAUUAUAGCCAGGACCGAAAUAGAUCCCUUUCUAUUUGGAUCUGCUAGGGGGGAAAACCCCAGCAACAGUAGGAAAAGCCAUCGGUUUGAGAUACGCUGGGAAAGAUGCCCGUUGAAAAUCCUGCUUAAUGUUUAACCUGUUCUGUUGUCCACUGUCCUCUCCACCCUGUGGGACUGUGAAUCUUGCAGGAAAUUGGGGCCAGCUAGAUGUUAGGACUUUGGAUAAAUUGCAGAUUUCUCCUCUGGAUUGCAAAGGUGGAGAGGAGGAAAAAAGACGACAGGAAGGAGUCCUUUAUUCCCAGCGAGGGGAAGGGAAACCAAUGUCUUUAUAAUGACGAUGCUAUGGAAGAUGGAAACGUAACGGGCGGAAGUUGCCUCUUCUUGUGCUAUUUUAAUAUUUUUUAUGUACGUGUGUGUGUUUGCGUGCGUGCGUGCGUGUUGGGGAGGGAUGCAGCCGCCAAAUGGAAGCAAAAAGUCCUUUUCUACAAAGUAUCUAUAAAUUUAUCUGUACAUCUACAUAGCUAUAAAUAUAUAUAUAUAUAUAUAAUGUAAUUAUCAAGAGGUUUGGCUAAUUUUGACUUUAAGCCUGAAAUAAACAGAAGUUUGUGCAUAUAA